AUGAAGAUCCCUCUGUGGUGCCUGGUGGUGCUGCUGGCAUGUCUCUCCACCCCUGGACGCAGUGACUGCCAAGGGGAAUGUGUGGCCUGUGGGCUGCUCCUGCAACAGCAGCAGCUGCAACAAGCCUUCAACACCAUGGUGUGUUUGUUGGAGUGCGAGGGCCACGUCUCCUCCUCGCUCACAUGGGAGGUGUGUAAACGUGCCUUCAAGCUAUCGCACCAUCCUACAUUUCCUGAGGGAGGCGCUCUGUUCAAGAGAACGGGAGAGGAGCUGGAGAUGACCUCUCUUGACCUGGACUCUGACAGUGAACUGCAAUCUGCAGCUGCAGAGCGUUUCCAGGAUGAGACACCCUUCGAGCAGCGCAACGUCCAGUAUGACUCAUCACUGCUGGAUUCCUCCGAGGAUGGGGAGGGCCUGCAGGGUCUGGAUCUGAGUCUGGCGGACGAAGAGAGGAAGCCGAGAGAGGAGAGGAAUGUGGAGAGUGACAGCCAGCUAGAAGGGGAUGAUGAUGAGGGCUCAGAAGCCAUCACCUUAUCCAAACGCUUUGGUGGCUUUCAGAGGGGGCGCCACGGAUACAGGAAGCUGAUUGGCUCUCCCAUUAGGCCCUUACAAAAGCGCUAUGGUGGGUUCAUAGGCGUCCGGAAAUCUGCCCGCAAAUGGAACAGUCAGAAACGGGUGAACCAGCUGCUCAGGCAGUAUCUGGGCAUGAGGAGCAGCCGCAGCGGCAGGUUCACCAACAUCCCUGUAACUCGGGUUUGGAGGCAAAACAAACUGUAAUGUGUUUCUGUUUCUCUCACAGAAUCCUGCCCCAGUUACCUCAACCAAUCAUGUUUUCAGCAGCUCACUCCAGUUUGAACUGUGACGUCACCACUUGUCAUCAGAAGAACAGACUCCGCCAUCUCGCUGCACCUCUCUUUGUGUCUCUAAGUAACAAGGAAUGUUUUGACUGUGAUGUCCUCCUUAAAGCAUAUUUACAUGCCGUUCUGUGAAAUAAAA
Messenger RNA from Thunnus maccoyii (southern bluefin tuna), 996 nucleotides. RefSeq names its product prepronociceptin b (gene pnocb). NCBI's taxonomy places the organism in Eukaryota, Metazoa, Chordata, Actinopteri, Scombriformes, Scombridae. Gene Ontology annotation, cellular component: axon terminus; plasma membrane; neuronal cell body. Bases 1 to 777 code for a protein of 258 amino acids. Gene Ontology annotation, biological process: chemical synaptic transmission; sensory perception; neuropeptide signaling pathway. The record is from RefSeq and is a predicted model, not a curated record. Gene Ontology annotation, molecular function: opioid receptor binding. The transcript is spliced from 2 exons.